UGCUGUUAUCCUCGAGGAUCAGUACGAACGAGAUCGCGUGCGAUGUGAUUGUUUUCAGUCUUCUUCAAUUAAUUCUGUUAUGUGUUUUUCGGUGAUUCCAAUCUUUUUGGUGACUGUUCUUUAGCUGUUUGAGUGAUAAGGAAAGAACCAACGUUCGUAGUUUCGGACGUUGGAAACUUUGGAGAGUUGUACAAAAAGCGGGAAACAGUGUAGAGCUUCUUGUAGAGUGUAAACAAUACGUAUAAAACAUGCAGCAGGAAUUUUAUACUUCUUGUAUCAAAAUACACGGGAUACCUCUUCUCCCACCGCUGACAACCGAUAGCAUUAAAGAAGAAAUGAGACAUUACAGAUCUCUAGCGAUGAAAGUAGAGGAACGAUUGAAGAGUAGACAGCUUAUGAAAUGCGCUAAAGACAAGUGCGUACUAGCCGACAUAACAGAACCAGUAGAUAUAUUAAGGGAUAUCAAAUAUAGUUCAGAUAGUGACAUAUCCAAUUACAAUACCACGAGCGAUAAUACAUACAAUAGCGAUUCAUUUUCCAAAAUGACUAUUGUUGAACGUGUGCAAACAAGACAAACAACUCCAGAAAGCAGAGACGAGUGUAAUAUUCAGUCUUCCGCAUCCGAUGUGCAGCCCUUACAGUUUCCAGUUUGUUUAAACAAUGACACAGUCAAUGAUGUGCCACCUAUAUCAGAAGGUAUUGAUAAAAAUAAAUGUAUCAACGAGACAGGAACGGCAGUGGCAAAUGAAGGUUUAACAUCGUCCGAGAGUAAGCCUGAAAUACCCAAAACCUUGGAUAUAGUUCCAUUAACGUUAGAUAAGGAGGUUGACAGUAUUCAGUCCUUUACAAUUGUUCCCAAAGAGAAUGAGAAUCUGCCUAAGUUAUCACGUCAAGGUUCUUAUGUUUUGGAAACACCAAGUCCUUGUUUGCUUGCACAUAUGGACACAGAUCUGGUCGAUAAGGAAUACAUUCCUACACCUACCACUAAUGCAUCACAACGAAUGCAGUGCAAUGCAAUAGUGUCGUCCAAGGUGGAGUGGCAAAAUGAACGACUUACAGCAGAAAAUACCAAAGAUGCAGUAAUAGAUAAGUCUAAACACAAAAUAAAUGCAAACCACGAAUUAGUUUCUCAGCAUACAGAGGCCAAUACAUCGAUAGAGUUACAUCAAGUAAACGAAUCUAGUUCCAUUGCAGCAGAGCAUCUCACUGAAAAGCAUACAUCUGAAUCUGACACGCAAAUAAAGCAUAAUCAAAUAUCUGAUAUCGAUUUAAGACAGCAAGGUUUGUUAGAAAAAUCAAAGGAAGGCAGCAGCAUACAAGUGUUACAUUCAGCGAAUAAAUCACAAGAACUUAUGGAAGAUACGUGUAAUUCUGAAAUGCAGUUGUCUUGCAUGAGUGGAAAUCAAUAUCAUAAUGAUGGAAUUGAGGCUGGUAAAGAAUGUCAAGAUUUAAUUGUCAAAACCAAAUCGUCCACCAUACCUGAAAAGCUCUUGACAGUCUACAAACAGAUUGAAGAAAUGCACAAAAAACAGAUGAUGGAAUUAAUAAGUCGGCAACGGAAGGAACAAUCGCUGCUGGAGGCAGAGUUUCAGAAACAGCAGACGAUUUUGUUAGCUGAGAUACGAAAGUGUUCUUUUGGAACACCUCAUCAAGCAGACGUUUCAAACGCUAUGUCCAAUCAAUUGUUGUCAGGCGGUGAAACAAGAUUAGAAGAUAGCGAAGCAAGAGAGCAAUUAAAUGUAAAUUUCCCUAGCAAUUUACGUGCAGAAACGCCUCGUAAUAGCAAAGUAUCCUCAGCGAAUCAUGGGAAUGCUGUAUGUCCGUUAGACUACAUUUCUCCGAAGAGUUUCCACUUGCUUAAAUCUCAUGCAUCUUCGCCUCUCAUUACGGACGUUUCCCUCACAGCACUCAACUUUAAUGUUAUGAGAAAAGUAAAUUCAUGCGACGUCACACAUAAUAAUAACAAUAAUAGUAAUGAUUAUAACAGCAAUUGCGAAUCGCAUGAUCGUUCCGCGCGUAAGAAUUCGACUGUGAAUCGCCAGUUAUUUCCUUUGGACAGUAAUACCAUGCACGUACCGGUACUAGAUACUUCCGCGUACCUCGAGAAGCACAUUCGAGCAGUGAAUAUUAUCAAUGCUUAUGCACGGGGUUAUUUAGUGCGUAGAUUAAUGCGGACCGAACGUGUUAUCACUUUAAAGAAGACAUAUAAAGAGGCAUUACAGUGUAUGCUCAAGCUACACGUUGAUGCACCCUUAAACUUGGCAGAAGUGAAUUUCCUUCACCGUCUCCAGUUGCAGUGUGACGCAGCGUCUAUGAACUUGGUAGAACUAUUCGCUCAGUCACCGACGAAGAGGAUGAAAGUAAUAGAGCAAGAUCGCGAGAUCAAGCAAUCCCGAGCAGAACGGCCAAGUUCGUCACGAUCGUAUUCGUUCGCCACGCAAAAGACUUUAGCUAGAAAAAACAUAAAAGAAUUCGAAUCCACAAUGACAAAAUAUCAGCGACCAACAUUGAUCAUUAAAAAGAACAUUGUCAGAUCUAGAUGCCAAACGUGGACAUCAAAUUUAAGGGACAGACUCGUAUCGCCGAACGCGUUGCAUCAAGGUAUUAGAAGAAGCACUAGUGCUGGAACUGUUCGGAAGCCAUGGCGAUGAUAAACAAAGUGCCUUACGACGUAUGAAUAAGAGAUACACCAAUUUUAUUGUUCGAAAACAAAGUUACAUCAUGCUAAUAAUUAUAUUAGAUGUGCAAAUAAGUUCUACCCGCUAUUAAUAAAUAGCGUUAGCUUAAAGAGAAUCAUAUGUGGGAUACAAAUUUUAUUUUGUUUUUAACAAUUAAUCAUUCUGCAGACAGACAGACAGUAACAAGUACGCAUAUCGGACACUGUUUACUUUAUGAUCUUAACCAAGGUAAAAGAAUCAAAAAGAACGAUCUGUGCGACUUUUGGGAAAAGUGCUAUUGACGAAAGUACAAUGUCGCAGAUGGUUUAGAAAAUUUCAAAGUGAAGAUUUUUAUUUUUUUUAUAAAAAAAUUAUUUACUGGCAAGGGACUAGUGAUUCUCCUGCACGACAACGCAAAGUCACAGAAAAGUCAAAACGCCUUAGACGAGUUUCAGUGGGAAGUCUUAUGAUACUCGGUUUACUCUCGUCUUAUGAUAUCCUCGCCUGAUUGCACCAUCGGAUUACCACUUGUUCCGCUUGAUGCAAAACAACCAGAUAGACUAGCACUUAAAGAAUAAGUCCAAAGAAGAUGGAUCCACGAUUUUAUAGCGUCAAAGGUUAAAGUAUUUUUUCGCCGCGAAAUUCACCUGUUACCUAAACGUUAGCAAAAAGUAGUAUGUGCUGACAAAAACUAUGUUGAUUAACAUUUGACCUAUUAGUUUUUGAUAGUAAAUAAAAAAAGAGUUGCUUCAAAAGCGGGUAAAACUGAUUUGCUCUUCUAUAUUAAAGCGUUUCGCUUUAGAGCUAUUUUUGCCUUGGAAAAAGCGUAGUAGCUAAAAGCGUGUCUGAUUUUCCGAUAAGCUUAUUUAAUAUUAUUGUCAUUUCCCGACUGAUAUAAUACUUAUCUGUGAUAUGUGUAUAUUUUUUAAUAUAUAUUCGCUUCCUACUUUAUAUUUAUUAAAGCCAACCUGAAGGGGGGAUGUUUUAUGAGGGCAUUCUCCAAGAUACAUAUAUCCAAAGUUCAGGCAAUAAAUUGAUUUUAUUGUCGAAAGGUUUAUUAUAUAAAGAGACACACGUAUAUUAAAGCAUGCUUUUUUUAUUCGAAUUUUGAUUACAACAUUGUAUAAUAUGAAAAACUCUAUGGAUAUUACAUUAUUUUCUGGAUGUAACUGGACAUAAAAGUUUGUCAUACAACUUGGAACCGGAAUGUGAAUUUCCCACCAAUCC
Molecule: messenger RNA, 3884 nt
Organism: Ooceraea biroi (clonal raider ant)
Lineage: Eukaryota; Metazoa; Arthropoda; Insecta; Hymenoptera; Formicidae
Biological process (GO): negative regulation of centriole elongation; centriole replication; regulation of cytokinesis
Cellular component (GO): centriole
Source: RefSeq, a predicted model, not a curated record